Molecule: messenger RNA, 1333 nt
Organism: Neogale vison (American mink)
Lineage: Eukaryota; Metazoa; Chordata; Mammalia; Carnivora; Mustelidae
Gene: RHOG
Product: ras homolog family member G
Exons: 2
Coding region: 162-737 (191 amino acids)
Biological process (GO): actin filament organization; regulation of actin cytoskeleton organization; small GTPase-mediated signal transduction
Cellular component (GO): cell projection; cytoskeleton; cytoplasmic vesicle
Molecular function (GO): GTPase activity; GTP binding; protein kinase binding
Source: RefSeq, a predicted model, not a curated record
CCCCACUUCCUCCGGCCUCCAGGUCUCACUUCCUUCUCGAGCCCCGAGCCGCUGCCGCCGCCCCCAGCUCCCCCGCGGCGGGGAGGGCACCAGGUCACUGCAUCCGGAGGGGCCCGGAAGGGGAAGGAGGCCUUGCCUCCAUUGUAGCAGCUGCGCCCACGAUGCAGAGCAUCAAGUGUGUGGUGGUGGGCGAUGGGGCUGUGGGCAAGACGUGCCUGCUCAUCUGCUACACAACUAACGCCUUCCCCAAGGAGUACAUCCCCACGGUGUUCGACAACUACAGCGCCCAGAGCGCUGUGGACGGGCGCACAGUGAACCUAAACCUGUGGGACACAGCGGGCCAGGAGGAGUACGACCGGCUGCGCACGCUCUCCUACCCUCAGACCAACGUCUUUGUCAUCUGUUUCUCCAUUGCCAGUCCGCCCUCCUACGAGAACGUGCGGCACAAGUGGCACCCAGAGGUAUGCCACCACUGCCCUGAUGUGCCCAUCCUGCUGGUGGGCACCAAGAAGGACCUGAGAGCGCAGCCUGACACCCUCCGGCGCCUUAAGGAGCAGGGUCAGGCGCCCAUCACACCGCAGCAGGGCCAGGCCCUGGCCAAGCAGAUCCAUGCUGUGCGCUACCUCGAGUGCUCGGCCCUACAGCAGGACGGCGUCAAGGAAGUGUUUGCUGAGGCUGUCCGGGCCGUGCUCAACCCCACACCCGUCAAGCGUGGGCGGUCCUGUGUCCUCUUGUGACCCUGGCACUCGGCUUGGAGGCUGCCCCUGCCCCCCCCACCAGUUGUGCCUUGGCGCCUUGUCUGCCCCCAGCUGUGCCUUAAGGACUAAUUCUGGCACCCCUUGCCAGGGGGGUCCCUGAAUGCCCUUUUCUCUGAAUGCCUGUUUCUCAAAUGAGGCCCAUAGGGAAGGGGACUCUGGGCCCUGCCCCACUCUGCUUGGGAACACCAGGUAUAUCUAAGAGCUCACCCAGGCCAAGGUUGGACCCCUCUCCAAGAAGCCAACCCAUGUGCCCCUCCCCCAUCUCCUCUACUGACCAGUUGAUCCAGCUUUCCACACAGAUGUUGCUGCCUAUUGUGGUGCCUUCUCUCAGGUUAGGAGCCUUCAGCUGUCCCUAACCUCUCCCUCGCUGCUCUUUGAAUUGCUCCCCCCUCAAAAUGCUCUCUCCCUUCCCCAAAGAAGGAGCCACAGAAUCCUGAGAAGAUGAAUGUGCCCUAACCUACCCCCCUGUGCCCAGGCCUUAUGCAUCUGCUGACUGACUCAGCCCCCACUUCCCCAGGCUCCUGGGGGGCCUUUCCUACCCCCAUCAGCAUCAAUAAAACCUCCUGUCUCCAGUG